UUGAAAAAGAGUGAGAAGAGAAACAGAGAGAAGCAUACACUUCGAGAGAUGCCGGUGAGCGGGAAACCAAAAACAGCGAGGCCGGCGUUGAGAGAUUUACCAAAUAAUGCUAGAAAUGGGAGAUUUUCCUCUAAAUCUGCAAAAUCGAAGAAGAAACUCCCCGAGAAAGUGAUGGAAAAUGAGAAAGAGAAGAGUCUUGGGGCUAAAGAGGAAGAUGAUGGCUCCCUCGACCGCCUCCUUCUUGUCCACUCUAAUCUCUCAUCUCUCAGUAGCCAGAUUGAUGAACUUGUUGUACAAGCAAUUAAACUAGAUGCCAUGGGCAAACAAGGGAGGAAAGAAAUUGAAUCUUUCACAUCUAUUUUGUCUGAAAUGCUAUCCUCUUUAGAGCCAUGGGUCCCCAGAUUUCAGAAGGCACUUUCAACUACUUCUAGGCAGACUGAGAAAGAGUUGGAGCAAUCAUUGGCAAGUAAAACUGUUUCUUACGAAGUCAAGGCUGAAGUUAAAAGUCCAGAGCAAAUAAAGCUGGACUCUUUAAUCUCUCCUUCUCCCCUUGUAUCCUGGCGUGCUGGCUGUGAUGUUGAGAGAGGUAGACAACUGUUUCUCCUGACACCUCUUCCAAUAUCAAAAGCAUUAUCUUCCAAAUUGCAGGAUUCAUCAAAACCUGCAUUUGAAAGGUUUCCUUCCACUGCUACUCAGCUAAAUUCACUUGCCACUAUUUCUAGAGAAUCCAAUGAUCCUUUGCCUGAAGGUUCAGAAGUAUCGUCCGCUUCAAAUAAGCCUACUGAUUCCGCUGCAACUGUGGCAGGAAAGAUGCUAGAAGAUGGAUUUCUCUGCUCACCAACAUCCCAAAGGAAAGACCACAGCAUGCUUGUCAUGACUCCGUGCUUGAAAAUGUCUCCUCCUAAAUCUUGCAUAUUGCUUGAACCUCUUUUUGAGUCCCGUUAUCAUGGCAAUAAAAAGGUUAUUAGAUCAACCCCAUAUCCAGUUGGAAUUCAUAACUCCAGUGACUCUCAGACUUCUGAAUCCUCUGGAAGUGAAUAUCCUGGGGCUUUGGCUUUAAAAUAUCCUGAGCUUUUAGGAAUCCAGCAUGCUUAUAAAUCAGGAAUUGGGAAGAAUGACAUUGAAACUUCACCAGAUUGGUCAUUCUCUCCUCCUAAAAGUUGUGCUUUGUUGGAACCGCCGGAUGAGAGGUCAAUUGAAAAAAUCGACAACAAAUGCAACUUGCCAGUCAUCUCUGAUAUCAUUCAACCAAUCGAGAAUUCUCUAUCCAAAGCAAAUAAUGGUACAGAACCAGCUGGAGGCAGCUUAGCACUCAUUAAAAGCACUCCUCUGUGGAGGGAACCAGAAAGGACAAUUCAGACAGGCAAACGGCCUGGUGAGAAUACUCUAAAGAAAGAGCUGUGGACUAGGUUCGAAGCUGCAUCUACUUAUGGGUUUCACUACAAUGCCUCUACAUCCCAAAAGACUUCAAAGAAAGGAUUCCUCGACAUGCUGGAAGAGGCUUUUUGUGAUGGAGAAAGUUCAGUGCUUGAUGUUUCAAGAUAACGAACCUUGUUUGCGUGUUCUUUGUAUCUAUAUUUGAUCAUACUGGUUAAAAUUUACUGUGUAUUGGUGCAUCUUUUAGUUCAAAAUAAUACAUUUUUGUAAUUCCUCUCCCAAUCAUAUUUGUUGUGGUU
Messenger RNA from Carica papaya (papaya), 1676 nucleotides. RefSeq lists its product as uncharacterized. The record is from RefSeq and is a predicted model, not a curated record. NCBI's taxonomy places the organism in Eukaryota, Viridiplantae, Streptophyta, Magnoliopsida, Brassicales, Caricaceae.